GUGCCUGUUAAACUGUGAAACAUUAAAAAUAUCAGCCUGAUGUCGCCAGGUAGCCGCAAUCGGCACUCCCAUCACCUGCAGCAGCUAAUCUACGAUAAUAUAAACUCAUCUUUCAGUAUUCUCUGUUUUUCUAAUGCAAAUACAACGGACAGCUUCAUCCGAGGACCGGAAAAGGACUUGCUCCACAUGGAGACAGUGGAGGCAAAACAAGUCUCCAAGCAGCAAAUUAUCAUAUAGAAUAUUCAGGACUGGGCCAGAGAGAACAGCUGGAGUGGAACUGCUGCCAAGUGUUGGACGUGAGGGACAAGUGGGACUGCAGGGGGUAUGAGGAACAGAGGGGAACACCUGGGAGAUACUCGACUGAAACACAGAGUUAAACAGUACCUCCGUGAUAGUGGCGAGCAAUAUGUGGAUAUUGGAAUUCUUGCUGCUGAUCUCCAACGAUUGUACAGCUCAGACUAUGGCCGCAGGAAGAGGAAUGCCUUCAGGAUCCAGGUGGAUAAAGUUUAUCGAUCCAUCAGUAAUGAAAUGUUGAAUUUUGAGGAGGAGCAUCUUGCAAAACGGGCUCGACAGAGUCAUACAGACAACGGUGGGGACCCGGCCUCUGAUUCGUCUGACAGUGAGGAUUACCCAGAAUACCCGUUGACCAAUCAGCUGAACUCCUCAUUGCUGAGUCUCUAUCGGAAAACCAACCCAGAGCCCACCUCCCCUUGGCCAGCCAAGAAAAUGCCAGAGGGUGACAGCACAGACAGGCGGGCAGGCACAGGGACUGUUGGUCAGUCGGGAGGGACCCUGGGAGGUACAGGGCUGCCUGUGGGCGGUUGGUUUAUAGACAGAUCUUCAGGACUUCGUCACUCAGAGGGUGGUGUCGUCAAUGAGAGAGAAACUGCACAGAGUUCUGAGAGAACGGAAGACUCGCAUGUGGAUCGUUGUGUGAGAAAGAGAAGGAGAUUGAAGAAGGGGAAGCAACGAGAUGGAGCAGAGUCACAGGAUGUGGAUGGUCAGAUAGAGUCAUCCAUACUGAACAGGAAAGUUGGGAGGAAAGGCUUUGAGUUGCAGCAUUCAACGGUGAAGUUUGAAGAUGUUGGUGGCAGUGAGGAAACUCUGAAGGCAGUGUGCCAGCUGCUGAUUCACAUGCGGCACCCUGAGGUAUACCAGCAGCUGGGCGUUGUGCCACCUCGAGGAUUCCUGUUGCACGGACCCCCAGGCUGUGGGAAGACGCUGUUGGCACAGGCCAUUGUUGGGGAGCUGGAGCUGCCCAUGCUGAAAGUUGCUGCUACAGAGAUUGUGUCUGGUGUUUCUGGAGAGUCAGAGCAGAAACUGCGAGAGCUGUUUGAAGAAGCUGUGCUCCAGGCACCCUGCGUUAUAUUCAUCGAUGAGAUUGAUGCCAUUUCUCCCAAACGGGAAAUUGCUUCCAAGGACAUGGAGCGUAGGAUUGUGGCUCAGCUGCUCACCUGUAUGGAUGACAUGAACAAUCUGGCAGGCAGCACACAGGUUUUAGUUAUUGGUGCAACAAACAGGCCAGACUCAUUGGACCCAGCACUGCGACGGGCAGGACGCUUUGACCGGGAGAUCUGCCUGGGAAUUCCGAGUGAACGAUCCCGUGAACAGAUUUUAAGGACUUUGUGUCGGAAGCUGAAACUGCCAGAAUCAUUUGACUUUCACCAGCUCUCACGUCUGACUCCAGGUUACGUGGGCGCUGACCUUAUGGCUCUCUGCCGUGAGGCUGCCAUGAGCGCUGUUAACCGCAUCCUAAUCCAACGGCAGGAGGAGAACACACACAGGGAAACUCUCAAGGAAUGCGGCAGCUUGGAGCUGCUGCAGAAGCCUGAACUGGACCAGUUUGAGAGGCUGCUGGCAUUGCUGAAGGAUCAGUCCCCUGUCCCAGAGGAGGAGCUUCAGAAGCUGUGUAUAGAGAUGGCGGAUUUCACCCUAACAGGUGGUCAGCCUCAUCCAGAGGAGGCUGUCGCGAAUGAGUCUGGACUGAAUUUCAUCUCGGUGAAAGGCCCUGAGCUGUUAAACAUGUACGUGGGUGAGAGUGAGCGGGCAGUGCGACAGGUUUUCCAGCGAGCAAGGAACUCUGCACCUUGUGUCAUUUUUUUCGACGAGCUGGAUUCCCUCUGUCCUCGGAGAUCGGAGCACGAGUCUGGUGCCAGUGUUCGUGUGGUGAACCAGUUGCUGACGGAGAUGGAUGGAUUGCAAGCUCGGAAACAGGUGUUCAUCAUGGCAGCCACAAACAGACCAGAUAUUAUUGACCCUGCUAUACUGCGCCCUGGACGGUUGGAUAAGACAUUGUAUGUUGGAUUGCCGCAGGCCGCAGACAGAUUCGCCAUCCUCCAAACUCUAACAAAGUUUGGGACUUGCCCUCUCCUGGAUCCUGAUGUUGACCUGUUUGCGAUCGCCAGUGACCAACGCUCAGAUUCUUUCACGGGUGCGGACCUUUCUGCAUUGGUGCGUGAAGCUUCCAUUAAUGCCCUGAGACAGCAUCUCUCUGACCGGUCCCCAGAGCGGGCUUCAGUUUCAGCUCCCAGUUUGAGAGUGCUGGUGGCACGGCAGCAUUUCGAAGAAGCCUUUGACAAAGUGAGACCUUCUGUGUCCAAAAAGGAUCAGCUGAUGUAUGAAUUGCUGCGACAGUCUCUCAGCCGAUGAUUCGUGUGUGUGAGAUCCUCACUGCGCCUUUCCCUGAGCUGCUGUUUGAAGUCCUUUCAUACAGGAUGUUGCUGGUGUGACUUUUACAGAAUGUCUUAAUCCUUGACUCACUGUGUGAGUUGCAUUUCCUGAGUAUAUGGGUUCUGAUAGAAAUGCUGGGCUUCUGUGACCAGUUUCCUGUUACGAGGAUCAGGCUAGAGUCACCACCAAAAGCCACUUUGGAGAGGCGGGGUGGAGUAUGAUAUGUUUCUUAUUUUAAUCAAAUACCUUAAUACCUUGUAACAAACCCCACCCCCUCAGGUAAUAAACCUCUUAAUAGCUACCCCCCUUCAGUUACUGCCCACCUCAGUAAAAUCUCCCACCUCUCAAAAACGACCACCUGCAUUGCAUUCCAAGACUUAGGAGCAAGAAAAAAUAAAUAGGCUAUGUGAUAAAAGUGACUGUCUGUUUGAUUUAAUUUAUAUUGGGUAGGGAGUGGAUUUGUGAGAAUUCUGGCUGAAGGUUUGCUUGCACCGUUAAAGUGAGUGAAAGCAGCUGUUGGGAAGGGAACUACUCCUCAACUCAGCUGUGAUUCCAUCUUCAUGGAUGGGAUAGGGUAAGAAUUCAGAUUCUUAAAAAAUUGAUAUUCAUUCACCUCCUGACUCCCCAAAACCUCUCUGCCACGACAAGGCACAAGAAUGUGAUGAAUACUUGGGGAAGCGGUGACAUAAUGGUAUUGUCACUGGGCUAAUAAUUUAGAGACCCAGGGUAAUGCUCUGGGGACCCGGGUUCGAAUCCACCAUGGCAGAUGGUGGAAUUUGAAUUCAAUAAAAAUGAUGACCAUAAAACCAUUGUCGUAAAUCCCCAUCUGGUUCACUAAUGGCCAUCAGAGAAGUGUUAUGACAUGGCCGAUGAUGUGUGCCAGGCAGACCAAAUCCACAAGGGAAACCUGAUCAUGCUAUCAUAACGCUUUUGCAAUUUGUAUUUAUUUCGAGAUGCAUGCACUGAUUUCAGAAGUAAUAAGUCCAGCAAGACUUUGAGAUUUUAAUAAAAUCUAAAUUAAAAUAUUUAUUAACAAAAGAAAAGAUUUCAAGCACAUACAUAGGACUACAAGUUACGACUAUAACUCUUAAAAUUCCUAAUUAACCUGACUCCCAGUUAUAUCCCUUUAAGGCAACAGUCCAAAAAUAGCAGAUCCAGCAAAUUAACACAAUACCCUGGACAGUGGGAUUCCAAAUGGCUUUCUCCAGCUUCAGUUUCAGUAGAUAGCAGACUUGUGCACAAAUACUGGAGGCUUCACUAAAGCUAUUUCAUACAGAAUGCCUUUUCCUGACACAUUGCCUCAUUCUCCUUUAUAUAUGCUUCUCCUUGUUAUGUAAAUUCUAUUGUUUCAUAUGUCUUUGAAACUGUAUCUUCCUCAUAAUGUAAAAACCUUCAUGAUGCUACUAUUGUCAGUAACUUCUGGGAAAAAUAAACACAUUCCUUAGCCUUGUUUAUCUGGCUAAUUAAACGGA
Messenger RNA from Carcharodon carcharias (great white shark), 4142 nucleotides. It is a transcript of the gene nvl, whose product is annotated as nuclear VCP like. Gene Ontology annotation, molecular function: preribosome binding; RNA binding; ATP hydrolysis activity. Gene Ontology annotation, cellular component: nucleus. The record is from RefSeq and is a predicted model, not a curated record. Bases 325 to 2649 code for a protein of 774 amino acids. The transcript has 23 exons. Gene Ontology annotation, biological process: ribosome biogenesis. Lineage: Eukaryota; Metazoa; Chordata; Chondrichthyes; Lamniformes; Lamnidae.